CCGCCGAUAUCUGAGCUCAAGGCGGCGUGGUGCGGAUGAGUGACCCACAACUCAUCAAGGAAAUCAAGCAGGCUGUGACUAUCCCCGUCAUGGCUAAAGCUCGUAUCUGUCAUUUCGUCGAGGCCCAGAUCUUCGAAGCCAUUGGCAUCGAUUAUGUAGACGAGAGCGAGGUUCUCACUCUUGCCGAUGAAAAAAACCACAUUAACAAAUACAAUUUUCAGAUUCCUUUCGUUUGUGGGUGCCAGAAUUUGGGGAAAGCGCUUCGGAUAAUCAGAGAAGGAGCUGCUAUGAUUCGAACCAAAGGUGAAGCCGGGACCGGGAAUAUCAUCGAAGCCGUUAGGCACAUCAGAUCCGUGAUGAGUAAUAUCAGAGUUCUUAGGAACAUGGAUGAAGACGAGGUUUUCACCUUCGUUAAAAAAAUUCAAUCCCCCUACAAUUUGGUUAUGCAUACGAAGCAGCUAGGGAGGUUGCCAGUGGUUCAGUUAGCCGCAGACAGAGUGGCGACGCCAGUUGCUGCGGCGUUGAUGAUGUAG
Hibiscus syriacus is the source of this 533-nucleotide messenger RNA. RefSeq names its product probable pyridoxal 5'-phosphate synthase subunit PDX1. The coding region runs from base 36 to 533 and encodes 165 amino acids. Lineage: Eukaryota; Viridiplantae; Streptophyta; Magnoliopsida; Malvales; Malvaceae. The record is from RefSeq and is a predicted model, not a curated record. Gene Ontology annotation, biological process: pyridoxal 5'-phosphate biosynthetic process; pyridoxine biosynthetic process; amino acid metabolic process. The transcript has a single exon. Gene Ontology annotation, molecular function: amine-lyase activity.